AUGAACGAUCUAAUCUCAGGGUCCUUCAAGAAGUACGCAGACUUGAAGCAGCAGGUUUAUCUGGACGAUGUGGAGGCGGGGAAGGAGAGUAUAAACCUGGACAAGUUCUUCGAGGAUGUGGAGAAUGUGAAGGAGGACAUGAGAUCUGUGGAGAAACUGUACAGGAAAUUGCAGGAUGCUAAUGAGGAGAGCAAGGUCGUGCACAAUUCCAAGACCAUGAAGGAGCUUCGAGCCAGAAUGGACAAGGACGUCGAACAGGUUCUCAAGAGGGUCAAGAUCAUAAAGGGCAAGCUGGAGGCUCUAGAGAGGUCUAAUGCCGCCCAGAGAAACGUUCCCGGCUGUGGCCCCGGUUCAUCGGCUGACCGCACCCGAACCUCGGUGGUCAGUGGGUUGGGGAAGAAGCUCAAGGACUUGAUGGAUGAUUUUCAGGGUCUCAGAGCCAGGAUGCAAGCUGAAUACAAGGAAACAGUCGAACGCAGGUAUUUCACAAUCACAGGAGAGAAAGCAGAUGAAGAGACCAUAGAGAACUUGAUAGCAAGUGGGGAGAGUGAAAGCUUCUUGCAAAGGGCCAUUCAAGAACAAGGGAGGGGUCAGAUAAUGGACACCAUAUCAGAGAUUCAAGAGAGGCAUGAUGCUGUGAAGGAGAUAGAGAAGAAUUUGAUUGAGCUGCACCAAGUGUUCUUGGACAUGGCGGCUCUGGUGGAGUCUCAGGGCCAGCAGCUCAACAACAUAGAGAGCCACGUGGCGCAUGCCAGUUCGUUCGUGAGGAGAGGCACCGAGCAGCUUCAUGAGGCAAGAGAGCACCAGAAGGAGUCCAGGAAGUGGACCUGCGUUGCCAUGCUUCUUGGAUUAGUCCUCAUCAUUGUGCUCUUGUUUCCCAUCUUGAUUCAAAUUGUACCUCACUUGUUGAGGUAG
Neltuma alba is the source of this 915-nucleotide messenger RNA. Its product is annotated as syntaxin-124-like. Bases 1 to 915 code for a protein of 304 amino acids. The record is from RefSeq and is a predicted model, not a curated record. Gene Ontology annotation, biological process: vesicle fusion; intracellular protein transport; exocytosis. Gene Ontology annotation, molecular function: SNARE binding; SNAP receptor activity. The transcript has 2 exons. NCBI's taxonomy places the organism in Eukaryota, Viridiplantae, Streptophyta, Magnoliopsida, Fabales, Fabaceae. Gene Ontology annotation, cellular component: plasma membrane; SNARE complex; endomembrane system.